CUUCGUGGCCUCCGUUAACGUCUACGUCUCGUCUACAACUUUGUUCACAUUUUUACGUCGCCUACGUUUUCGUCGCGCUCUGCAACUACAACGAAUUGAUUGCGAAAAAUAAGAAGAAAAACAAAUAAAAUAACCGUUGUUUCGUUGGCUUAUGAAACUGUAACAAAAUACAUUUCGCAAUUCGAUUUGGCUAUCGAUAACGAUACCGAUAGCGGUAGCGAUAGCGAGUGAAGUGAGUUGUCGCCACAUUUAAUUUGGAUUUGGGGAAGGCCGUGUGAACUAUGACUGUAACCGCCUUUGCCGCCGCCAUGCACAGACCCUUCUUCAAUGGAUACACAGCAAUGCAAGAUAUGAACAGCGGCCAAGGACGCGUAAAUCAGCUGGGCGGCGUCUUCAUCAACGGUCGUCCACUGCCAAACAACAUUCGACUGAAGAUCGUCGAAAUGGCCGCCGAUGGCAUUCGUCCUUGCGUCAUCUCGCGUCAGUUGCGCGUCUCCCAUGGCUGUGUCUCCAAGAUCCUCAAUCGCUAUCAGGAGACGGGCUCCAUACGCCCUGGAGUGAUUGGUGGCUCCAAGCCACGCAUUGCCACGCCCGAGAUCGAGAGUCGAAUUGAGGAGUACAAGCGCAGCAAUCCGGGCAUGUUCUCCUGGGAGAUACGCGACAAACUGAUCAGGGAGGGCAUCUGUGAUCGCAGCAUGGUGCCUUCGGUGUCCGCCAUCUCGCGCCUGGUGCGUGGCCGUGAUGCGAACGGCAGCAGCGAUAGCAAUGACAAUGAUCAUGAUAAUACCGGCGGCAAACUAUCAUCCAGCUCGUGCAGCUCCAAUUCCGCACACAACCAACACAAACCCUCCGAUGAGGAUAUUUCCGACUGCGAAUCCGAGCCGGGCAUCGCUCUCAAGCGCAAGCAACGUCGCUGCCGCACCACCUUCUCCGCCACACAACUGGAGGAGCUGGAACGCGCCUUUGAGCGCACCCAAUACCCGGACAUCUUUACGCGCGAGGAGCUGGCUCAACGCACCAAUCUCACCGAGGCCCGCAUCCAGGUGUGGUUUAGCAAUCGUCGCGCUCGUCUCCGCAAGCAACACACCUCAGUGGCGGGCAGCAGCGUCGUGGCAGCUGCGGCACCAACUGUGGGAGGCAGCCAGAGCAGUCACAGCCUCAAUCACAGCAGUGUGGCCAGCUCACAUCAGUUGACCCCGCUGGCCAUGAUGCCCAGCAUCGAUGCAGUGUACCAGCAUCAUCAGUACGACUUCUACAGCAAUCCAGCUCCCGUCGCAGGCAGCAGCAGCAGCAAUCUCUCGCCGCCACCGUCGCAUCAUCAUCAUCAGUUCUACAAUCCCGCUGCCAGCACCACCGCCAGCUACAUCAUGCCCAGCUCGGCGAGCAAUUCCGCCGUCGCUCCCGAGCACUACGAUGCCUCGCAAUUGGGCGCCGUCUACAGCACUGCAUCUGAGCCGCAUCAGACAAUGCCACGUAACGAGAGUCCCAACGAGUCCAUCUGCUCCACCGGCUUCGGCCAGCUGCCGCCCACCCCCAACAGCUUGUCCGCUGUCGUCGUGGGUGCCUCAAGUGGCAACGAAGCAGCCACUUCCUCCUCCUCGCUGGUCAACGACAGCGAUGAUCUCUCGGCUGCUCUCAAAGUGGAGACAGCUGAUCUGGUGGCCCAAUCGCAGUCGCAGCUCUACACCAACUGGAGCGCUAGUCUGCGUCCCAAUGCCCCACUAUCACCUGAGGAUUCCCUCAAUUCGACCAGCUCGACGAGCAAUGCACUGGAGGUGACAGUUCCCAGCUCGGCAGCAACUGCCGCUCACCAGAUGUUCCAUCAUGCCUAUCAGCAUCCAGCGGGUCAAUAUGCCCCAUAUGCACCAUCGUCAACGCAUCCCCAUGCUCCGCAUCCCCAUCAUCCGCAUGCCCCGCAUCCGCAUGCACAUGCGCAGUAUGCCACACCGCAUUAUCCUGCCACCAGCUCGUCGCACUUCAUGCCGCAGAACUUCAAUGCAGCCGCCGCCGCAGCCGCCGCUUUCUCCUCGCCCUCGAAGAUGAAUUACACAGCGAUGCCGCCACAGCCGUUCUAUCACUCCUGGUACUAGACAACGCCGGAAUAUCACCUCUCUAAUCUCGCCAAAGAAUCAUGUUACACUAUGCUAGCACCAAGUCUCGAGUGGUUCUACAAGCUAUAUGUAGUUAUAUCCUUAGUUGUAAGAGCAUUUAGCCUAUUCCUGAGUACUACUUUGGAGAGUACAUCUGUAUAUAGUGUCUAUAAGUUGCAAAUAAAUAUAUUAUAAUUUAUA
Messenger RNA from Drosophila nasuta, 2291 nucleotides. RefSeq names its product paired (gene prd). The record is from RefSeq and is a predicted model, not a curated record. NCBI's taxonomy places the organism in Eukaryota, Metazoa, Arthropoda, Insecta, Diptera, Drosophilidae. The transcript is spliced from 2 exons. Gene Ontology annotation, molecular function: DNA-binding transcription factor activity, RNA polymerase II-specific; RNA polymerase II cis-regulatory region sequence-specific DNA binding. Bases 282 to 2090 code for a protein of 602 amino acids. Gene Ontology annotation, biological process: anatomical structure development; regulation of transcription by RNA polymerase II.